Schistosoma spindalis is the source of this 2032-nucleotide messenger RNA. Lineage: Eukaryota; Metazoa; Platyhelminthes; Trematoda; Strigeidida; Schistosomatidae. The record is from the annotation of a GenBank genome assembly.
UUUGAUUGUUUAAGAAUUAUUAGGUGUGUUUUCAUCCCUUAUCCACUGUAUGUAAAAGACAUUCACUUUAGAAGAGACUGAAUAGCAAAUUAUGCUAUAAACAUUUAUUAUAUGUUCUCAUAAAGAUUCAAUUUCUUUUUAAUGGCUUCUCAACACUGUUCGAUUCGUUUAAUUCGUCAAGAUACAUCUAUUCCAUGGGGUUUUCGAUUAGAAGGUGGUACCGACUUCGGUCAUUCUAUAACUAUACAACAUGUGAAUCCUGGAAGUAUAGCUGAUUACAGUGGACUUCGAGCUGGUGACCAUGUGAUACGAAUUAAUAAAUCUGAAACUAAAUGGAUGCGACAUGAUGAUGCAAAAAUGGAGAUCAUACGAUCAAGUAAUGAUUUAGAAUUGUUUGUUCAACGUAAUGAAAUAGUAAAUUUAUAUACACACCAAAAUAAUUUUUCCCCAUCACCAAAACAUUCGUUAAGUAGAUCACCGAAACCAGUUUCUCCACAACCAGUUAGUCGACAAACUAUUUGGCAACCUAAAAUUGUUUCAUCUGUUCAAAUGUCACCAAAUAGCAAUCAUAAUAAUCACCAAGCAUAUGGGACUCAUGUUAAUUUAGAGGCUACAUCGAAAAAUGAAGAUUCAUCAUCUAUCGGAGUUAAACACAAUAUCUCACCACUUCCAUUUGGUCAAUCACCACCGGCACCUGGAGAAAACGUACUAACAAAAGUUGGUGAGGGACGCUAUAGAAAAAUCAGUCACUCAUCAUAUAAUUCACCUAUGGGUUUAUAUAAUCAAAAAAAUAGAAAUCAAACAUUUGAAAGAACAUUGUCUAAUGCUACAGGUAAUCAACUUGAUGGUACAGCACCUCAAGUAUCACCAACAACACCACCAUCAAUGUAUUGUGGAUCAUGUGGAGGUUUUAUACGCGGUGUUUUUGUUAAAGUACAAGGUCGUAUCCCAAUGCAUCCUGAAUGCCUUAAAUGUUGUAAAUGUGGAAUAGGUUUACGCAAUAUUGGAUAUUUCUACAUUAAAGAACAAUUGUAUUGUGAAACUCAUGCUAAACAAGCUGCACCACCUCCUGAACCUGGCAUGAAAGCUGUUGUUGUUUAUAAAUAACAGGUGAACUUUGAAAUAAUAAUAAUUUAAUAUCUAAUUACACAUGAAGCUAUCAAAAUGAUUUAGUGAAUUUCACCAUUCUUUUUGUUGUUGUUGUUUUUGUUGAAACAAAACAAACUAUUAUUAUUAUUAUUUCCCGUCAACAAAAAUGUUUAGUUUACAAAAUCUAUUGUCAAAAUCAUUAGGAUUAGUUCAAAAUUGGAUAUUUUAUUUUUAAAAAAAAGAAUAAAUAAAACCCAUCUUAACUCUCAUUAUCAGUUGGGCAUGUAUAUUGAUUUAUCACAUAUAUAACAUUAAAUGAUUUGAUAGACAAACUUCUAUAAAAACUGUCCAACUCCUUUUAAAAUUGAUAAGAUUGAAUGAUUGAGAAACUAUUUAACUGAAAGAUAAUUGUAGUUGUGAGUGUAUGAUCAUUAUUAUAGUUUACAAAUAAAUACCUACAAUCUAUAUACCUUUCUAUUUAAUUUGAGAAGAAAAACAAGCAAACAAACAAAAGAGGUGAGAUUCUUCGACAUUAAACCUUGACUAAGAUUAACAUAUACAUUUCAUGUACCGUAGAAUUUACAAAUUAAUUUCCUUUUCUUUUUCUUUUUAGUUUCAGCUGUCUUUCUGAUUAUCCGUCAAUUUUGUUUUCUCUUUUUUUUCAAGCAAAUUCAUACAACCCUUUUAUUUUAGAUGUUUCAUUCUACUUAUUCUGUAGUUUAUUUAACUAUCUUCAUUAAUAUUCACUGUUAAUGACCGUAAUUAUAAAAUUGUGAUUGUUUAACUAUUCAGAAAUUCAUUUUAUUGAUUAGAUUAUUGUUAAUACGAUCAAAGUAUGAACCUUUAAAUAUUAAUUGUGUAUCCGGUAAUAAAAUAAUCAAUUUAGUCUUAUCAAAACUGUUAUCAUCAUUUUAAUGAAGAGAAUAGAAAAGAAAGUAUCCUG